Procambarus clarkii (red swamp crayfish) is the source of this 6102-nucleotide messenger RNA. The record is from RefSeq and is a predicted model, not a curated record. Lineage: Eukaryota; Metazoa; Arthropoda; Malacostraca; Decapoda; Cambaridae.
AGAGCCGCUGCUCGGUUGUCUCACACACACACACAAACAACAACAGUGAUGGCAGCUCAGGUGGACGAGUUUACGGUGGAGUCUGUGAGGGAUUAUAUGAUAUCCCGGGGCGGCAGGGUCACCAAUCACGAGCUGGUGAAGCACUUUAAGGUCUACUUAACCAAUCCUUCGUGUAAAGAAAUUGCCAGGAACAAGUUUAAGCAAUAUGUUAACACACUUGCUAAUAUCAGUCAAGAAGGAGGUGAGAAGUAUCUAGUUCUUAAAAGAAAAUACAGAGUUGGCACACCACUUUCUGAAUGUGAAUACCUCAGCCCCGGCAGUUCACCUGCAGGAGUCACCUUCAGCAGUCCCAGCCAGUUCCACAUGUUUAGCUCACCUCAGCAUAGUGCAGCUUACAGCCCUCAGCCUUGUAGCCCCAUGAUGAUUCCUGCACCUCCACUUCCUUCCAGGAUAACUCCUCCAUAUCGUGCUCCUCCUCCUUAUAGACCUCCACCUGUAGCAACACCAACUCAUCAGAUUUAUUCAUCACAGGAGGAUCUGAAAUUUGGUGAUAGAAGAUUUGAUCCCCCACAUUUUAAUGGACGCCAUCAGGGAAAUGGUGAACCAAGAUAUUCAGGGGAGCUGCCUUUGUAUUCACCUGGAGAAUCACGGUACCCUUCUGCAGGGGAGCCGAGGUACCCACCACCACCACAACCAUCGGAACCACUAUUUGGUGAGGUGCGGUACCCCUAUGAUGAGCCAGCUGAUCUGGGGAUUCCUCCUGCACCACAGAUGGUCCGUCCUCCCAGUUCUCUGUCAACUUCAUCAAGCAGCUUGUCAACGUAUGGAGGAUCCUCGGGUGCACAGCCCUCUCCAGUACCAUUUGCAGCUUACAGUACUCCAGCAUUGGUGCCCUUGUCAGCCUCCCGUCCAAAAAGCCUUCCCAUUCACCAAAUGGCAUCCGUUUCUUCUCCCUCGGAAGAUGGCGACUCGAUGUCAAUGUCUGUUACAACGGCAACUAUGUCAUCUGCUUCCACGCCGUCCUCUGAUGAACCCCCACCUCCAGUACCACCCAGGAAAAGACUGGGAGACAACAAGGAAAACCAAAGGCCUUCUCCAGAGGGGGAAGAAGGUGGCAAAAAUGUGGAGGGUGACGCCGGCAGCGAAGAUGGCGGUGGAGACGCUACCGACGUUGGUGGAGAUCCCUGUGAGGAGGAGCGGAAGGUCUCCGUGUCGGUGAGGGAGACCACGCAGAAGUUCAACCGUAUGGCCUCCGAGUCUCAGCUGCUGGUCUCCUCCCGCGCCUCCUCCAAGAGCAACAGGAGCUCCAGGAGCGACAAGGACGACGACGACUCCGUGUCCAUCCACUCGUACGGCGCGGACGGCCAGGAGUGGGUGGUGGCCGCCGCCAAGAGCGACUUCAACGAGAUUCUUCGUCUCCUGAAGAUCCACCCGACGCUCGCCAGAUACAAGGGGUACACACCGCUCCACAUCGCUGCCAUGUUCAACCGCACUGAGGUGUUUGACCUGCUCGUCCACUAUGGUGGGGACCUGAACAUGCGGGACUACUCCGGCAAGAAGCCCCGGACGUACAACACCAUCGCGUCCACCGUCUCCCACGACACCCAGAAGAGGAUCAUCCAGAGAAGAAAUUCAGUAAAAGAGGCAGCUGGGUUUCUGCGUAUCGGGUCCCUGAAUGUAAAAGUGCGGAAGACAACCGAGGCCUUCAACAACUUGCUCUCCCGUGACGUCGAAGCAAAACUACAUCGUGCCUGGGGAUCAAGUGACUCGCUACCCGACGCAGAAAAAGAAUCAAAAUCCAUGCCGCCCCCUAAGUUUGGCCCCAUUAAAAAGAGAAAAACCAAGAAAGACCGAGAUUUUGUACAAGCUCGACCAGUCUCAGCAUAUUCUGCACUCGCUCCUACAUAUGACACCACUCCUCAGGCAUCACUGAUGCCACCCGCAAAUGCUGAUUCUGACUCGGACUCUGCCUAUGGCUUUGGCUCCGAGUGGCAUUAACUAAUUUGCUGGAAGCUUGGGUUUAAGUUCACUGCAGCAUGGACAAUAUGCUGUAAUUGUUUCUGUAAUGAGAAUGGAAAUGUUACAUUAUAUUAACCACACUAUGUUUGACUCAGAAAUGGUAAUGAUAUGCAAGAAGACUGUACACUUUUUAGUACAGUAUAGUAUUGUAAUUUAAUUUUACUGUAUCAUUUUUCAGUGACCAAAACAUUUAAAAUAUUUAGUAUUUUUUUACAUGUACCUUUAAUAUUAGAUUUACAUGUACCUUUAAUAUUAGAUAUGUUGUUAAAAACAUAACUUAUUUGUUACAAAUUUGUUCUAAUGUAUAAUUUUUUAAGCUUUUAGUGCAAUGUAACUGAUAUCAAGACUAUUUAUAAUGUAAAUUUUCACUAAAGUUUCAGUAUUGUACAUACAAGUGGUCACAGACUUCAUCUUCAUUUACAUGGACUCCUGAGCUAGGAAAAUACUCAUGGACAUUCACAUCAUUAUUAUUUACUAUUUUUUUUAUAUGUAUCAUUACUGAAAUAAGGCCUGGUAAUUACCCAGUCAGGUUAUCUCUAUGUAGAUCUGAAUUCUUUGAGAACAUAAUGUCUUACUAAUAAUGUAGAUACCUUAAUUAGGAAAGUUAGUUUAUUUUGACUGCAGCAGAAUUUGUAAUAUUAAAGUUAUUUAGAAGCAAUAAUAAUCCCCCCAACAAUGAACGGGUUACAUUCCAAAAAAUGAGUUUGUAUAGAAUUUGUUUGGUACACGGAAUGAGAUUUCUCAUACACACAAUGCUGUAAAUGUGGAAUGCAUUUCCAGAUCACCAAAUAUCAUCACUAAACCAAUACUUUUGGGACAUAUAAUAUAAAAAACACAACAUAUUAUUUACCUUGAAUAAUCAUGCUAUCCUGCUUGUCAAAGUUGGCUGUUUUUGAGGAGUGAAGAGAUCUAGUUGCUGGAGGAGGUGGCAGGAGGCAGUGAUGCAUGGAUAAUGGGUGGCAGGAGGUGGUGAUGCAUGGGUAGUGGGUGGCAGGAGGCAGUGAUGCAUGGGUAGUGGGUGGCAGGAGGCAGUGAUGCAUGGGUAGUGGGUGGCAGGAGGCAGUGAUGCAUGGGUAGUGGGUGGCAGGAGGUGGUGAUGCAUGGGUAGUGGGUGGCAGGUGGUGGUGAUGCAUGGGUAGUGGGUGGCAGGAGGUGGUGAUGCAUGGGUAGUGGGUGGCAGGAGGUGGUGAUGCAUGGGUAGUGGGUGGCAGGAGGCAGUAAUUCAUGGGUAGUGGGUGGCAGGAGGUGGUGAUGCAUGGGUAGUGGGUGGCAAUAUAUAUCAGCAGCAGAGGGGUGGCGAUGCAUUGGCGAUGGAAGGUGGCUGGUCAUUUUCAGUGUCAUUGGCUGCAUUUUAUAUGGGAGAUGAUGGGUGGGAGGCAAACACUUGUGGGUCAUCAUCAAGUUUCACUAACUGCUAUAGAACUCAAAGAUUUUGAGUCAGACUUUUUCUUGAAGAUUGUUGAGGAAAUUGAUAGUGACUUUUUGAGAGGUUAGGCUGGAGACUUUUUUUGGGAAACACUGUAUUUUCUCAGAAUACUUUGCAUAACUAUCUUUUUCUUUUCCAUGUAAAUUUGCUUGUAGGGUGCAAGGCCAAUAAUAUAAUUAUUAAGAUGUUUAGAUCUCUCUCAGCAUCAUCAUCUUGCUCUUCAAACAUUGCCAAUUUAUCAUCUAUCAACAUAAAUGCCUCUGCUAUUUUCUUGGCUGUGAAUCAUUUUGCUGUGGUUGACUUGAGGUCUCACUAGUCUAUAGGCUGCAGCAAUGAGGUUCUAAGAUGGCAAAAAUACAACUUUGACAUUUUAAUUCAAUUGUCAUUUUAAUUCUAACAUGAGUAAAACUUUAAAAUCAAUCUUCUUUUUAGCACAAUACAAUUUAAUUUCUAGCGCAAAGUGUUCUAAAUACCAGUCCCUAAAAAGGACUCAUGUUACCCAAGCCUUGGCAGAACUUUUCCACACCACUGGCAGAGACAAUUUUUGCACAUUCUUUAAAGCUCUGAGAUUUUCUGAACAGUACACAAGAAGUUUACAAUCAUAAAGAAGGCUAAAGAAAAUCCUUUAUAAGAAGGAUUUCCUACAAGCAUCAAGGGUAAGUGGUGUUUUUCUGCUUUGAAGCUAGGCAUUGUUUUUCUUUCUUGGAAAUGCUCUCUCAGGCACUUUUUUUUUUUCCAAAACAGGCCAGCUUCAUCACUAUUAAACACAUGAGGAGCACUAUAGUUUCCAUCUUUAAUAAUUUUGGCCAAUUUUGGAAUAAAUUUAGCUGCUUCCUUCUCAUCUGCACUAACAGUCUUACCACUCGCAAUUAUGUUGUGUAAAUUUGCCCUACUCUAAUAUCUAUUAAACCACCCACGCCUGCCCACAACUGUUUCAUUACUCAUAGUUGCAUCUAAUUUCUUCUUUAAAUCAUCAAAAAUAUUUAUUGCUCUCUCCUUUAUUAGCAUCAGACUAAUUUGAUUUUGACAACGAUUCUAGUCCUCAAUCCACAAUGUUAAAAUCUUUUUCAUAUCACAAAUUAAAUGUGAUUCCCAGUGUUCUUAAUUUCAGUGGUGUAGAACCCGUCACAUGCUCUAAGAUUUGUGUUUUGUCAUUUAGGAUGGUCUCAAUUGUUGAGUGGUUCACGUUGUAAGUGUUUGCAAUCUGUGUUGGUUUUUCACCCCUUUCAGAGCACUUGAUAAUGUCUAGCUUUGUCUCUGAUAAUGUCUUAGUAGCUUUGUUUUAAGUUAUGGGUCGCCCUUUCCUUAACACUAGUGCAUUACCAACACACUUCCUCUUUCUAUCAGCCAUUGUUAAUGGUAUUUUCCUCAAUAAAGUCUAAAGAAUGCACAACGUGUCUAGUCCUGGGUAUGAGAAAAUUGCUGAAUGAGGCAGCGUGGGGUCUUCACAGAUGCAAGUCACAUUAUACACACUACAGUUCACCAACGUGUUUUAAAAUCUAUCUAACCUAACCCAACAAAGCCUAAUCUUACUCAAACAAAUCUAAUCUAACCCAACUGAGCCUGGCACAGUGUAAUCUAAGCUAAUACUGUAUAUCCUAACUUAAUUAUAUAUUGUAUACACUUUUAGCAAUUGGAAAAUGAUCUAUCGAAGAGUCUUGUGUACAAUUUGCUCACAUCCUCCGGUGUGGUCAAAUUGUAGGGUGUGGGCAGUGACCACACCCCUACAUGGCCCUAGUGGGCCGUGUAGAUGUUUUUGUACAACAGUGCCACUGUAUAGCUGCCACACGGAUGUUUUAAUGUGCUGCUUGUAAUGCUGGGGAUGCUCUGCCAGGUUCGGUUAGUGAUUUCAUGCAUGCAAAAGCUCUUAAGAGGCCGUUCAGAAGAAUGAAUGUUCAUAUAACAGGGACAUCCUGCAGCAACUUUGAUCAAUAUUGCAUGUACAGUACAGUAUUUAUGACAUUAUACUGAGGAAAACAUGAAUUUUAAAUAAUGAGAUUCAUUGAGUCUGAAAUCUAUGACUGUUACUGUCAAAUAAGUAUAUUUCAAUUUUGAUGACUAAAUUUGCAAGUUUUCAUGUACUGUAUCUAUUAUUUAUUUAUUGCUUACAGUACUGUACAUUGUGUUGUAUUCCUUCUAAACAUAAAUAUAUGCUGAACUGUAUAUGGAAUUAAAGGGGACUUCAUUUGCUAUAGAUAAAGCAUUUUGGCAGUCAGUCUUGAUGCAAGAGAUGAGAGUGAAUAAGUUUGAAGCUAUUGGAAAGUUUGAGCACAUGUGAUAACACAUUUUUCAGAUGCAUAAAAAAUUUGGGUGCCAUCUUUGAUCGAAGCAGAGGUAACAAGGUUAUCCUUGAUACAGUAUAGUAAUAGUUACUCUGGCAAAUACUUUAAAAACAGUUGAAUAACAAGUUUAACAUGGCAAAAAUUAAUUUAGCCAUGCUCUCAAUAAUGUUGUACAGGGAGGAAAAAUCAGACCAGCAAAUUCUAUAUUAUAUUGGGGAAGAUGUACCCUUGUUAAAUUUACCUCAGAUGCUCCAUUUAUUGUAUCAAGGAGUCAAUCUCUUUUGUCAAGACCCAAUUACUACAUGGAUGAAUUUUUGUGUAAGCUUGAAUUGGUUUACAUAUAACAGUUUUAAAUAUAAAACUGAAAACUCUUAA